This is a messenger RNA of Fusarium venenatum, 1425 nucleotides long. RefSeq lists its product as uncharacterized. Lineage: Eukaryota; Fungi; Ascomycota; Sordariomycetes; Hypocreales; Nectriaceae. The record is from RefSeq and is a predicted model, not a curated record.
AUGCGCUACACCGAUAUCCUCGCCCUGGCCAUGGGCAAUGUGGUCGCCGCUCAGGGAUUCACAACCACUCGCUUUGCCAACACCACCACUGCAGGUUUCGAGACUGAGACUGCCACUUCUGGUACCGCUACCAUUGGCACUGAGACCACUGGCACUGAGACCACUGCUGCUUCCACCAGCACUGCUGCUGGAGGCAUCGGAAACCCAGAUGGCUUCAACUUCCUUGGCUGCUUCUCCGACAAUGGUUUCCCCGGAUUCUCCCUGGCCUACUCCAGCGAGGAAAACGAUGCCGACGAAUGUGCUGAGGCAUGUGCUGGCUCCAACUACUUCGGUUUGAAUGAUGAGAGCUGUUACUGCAGCAGCGAGUUUGACUUUGCGUCAGCCACCGCUGUUAGCAGCGAUCAGUGUGACAUUAUCUGCCCUGGUGAUGACUCAGUCAACUGUGGUGGCCGCACCUCCAACUCUCGAAUCAUGCGCCGCCAGAGCAUCGACAUCGACAUUCUCCUCUCCAUCUACAUCGCCAUCGGUGUCAACCCCGGUGAAACCGAGACCGUUGUCAACACCGACUUCAUCACUGAGACUCUGCCUGCUUCCACCACCACAGCUACCGUUACCUUCACCGAGAGUGGCGAGGUUGCCACCAAGACCGUCACAACUGUUCUGCCUGUCAUCCCUACCAGUGUUAUCAUUAUCUGCUACGGUAACUACUGUGCUCCUCAAGUCCACUGCCCUACCUGCACCAAGUGGCAGGUGGUUUGCGAGGACAACCUUUGUGCGCCUCGCGAAUGUUACGACGACACAUGGAACAAGCUCAAGAUCUGCAAGAACGGUAGCUGCUACUACUCUGACUACAAGAACGAGGAGUGCAACCAGAAGAUCACCUGCCACGGAUCUAGCUGCAAGAUUGACUAUUCCGUUGACUACGCCCGCAAGUUUGUCUGUGACGUUGAGGAGGAUCGCUACUACUUCGACCAGUGCAAGGACGACUGCUACAGCUACGAGAAGUGCUCUCACGGAGAGUGCGAGCCCGUUCACCCUCCUGUCAGCCCUCCCAAGCCCGUCCACCCCCCUAAGCCUAUCACCCCUGGCAAGCCUCCUGUUGUUGUUGUUCCUGAGCCUAAGCCCGAGCACCCCGUCAAGCCUGAGCACCCCGUCAAGCCUGAGCACCCAGUCAAGCCUGAGCACCCCGUCAAGCCUGAGCACCCAGUCAAGCCUGAGCACCCCGUCAAGCCUGAGCACCCCGUCGAGCCUGAGCACCCUGCUCCUCCUGCUGAGCAACCUGAGCACCCUGCUCCUCCUGCCAAGCAGCCCGAGACUGAGCACCCUGAGACCGGAAAGCCCGAGGUUCCUGUUGUCACCGCUGGUGCUGCCAAGUCCUUCGCCGGCUUGGCCGCUGCCAUUGCUGGUUUCGCUUUCGUCCUGUAG